Amaranthus tricolor (Joseph's coat) is the source of this 1233-nucleotide messenger RNA. RefSeq lists its product as uncharacterized. NCBI's taxonomy places the organism in Eukaryota, Viridiplantae, Streptophyta, Magnoliopsida, Caryophyllales, Amaranthaceae. The record is from RefSeq and is a predicted model, not a curated record. The transcript has 2 exons. Bases 1 to 1233 code for a protein of 410 amino acids.
AUGUCCACCAUUAGAUACCUUAUUGCUGUGGUAGCAAGCAAAAGAUGGUCGUUAUACCAACUAGAUGUAAACAACGCUUUCUUACAUGGAGAUUUAAAAGAAGAAGUCUACAUGCAAGUCCCUCAAGGUUAUGGCAACAUUAGAGACAAAGUUUGCAAACUCAAAAAAUCUUUGUAUGGCUUAAAGCAAGCCUCAAGACAAUGGUUUGCCAAAUUAGUCAAUGAACUCAUAAGUCAAGACUACCAACAAUCCAAAAGUGACCAUUCUCUAUUCACAAAAAGAGAAAAAGACAAUUUAACUAUCCUAGCAAUCUAUGUUGAUGACAUUAUCCUAACAGGGAAUAGUGAUACUGAGAUCAAAAACAUCAAAGCUCACAUUGACACUGCCUUUAGCAUUAAAGACUUAGGAAAGUUGCACUUCUUUCUUGGGAUAGAUUUAAAUUACCUUGAUGGAGGGAUAGUCUUGUCCCAAAACAAGUUUAUCAAAAGCUUACUAAAAGAACACUAUCAAGACAAAACUACUAGGCAGACCUUGACACCCCUUCCUAUUCACUUAAAGCUAUUAGCUCUUGAAGGAACAUUGAUGGAUGAUCCAACACCAUACAGAAGCAUAGUAGGAAAGCUCAAAUACCUUACAAACACUAGACCAGAUUUGGCCUAUGAUGUCCAGACUCUGAGUCAAUUCAUGCAGAAACCUAGAGACUUCCAUUGGAAAGCUCUACAUCACACUCUAUCCUACGUGGAAAGAACUUGUGGCCAAGGAAUCUUGCUCAAAGCAACAAACAAAAUCACUGUCCAAGCCUUCUCAAAUAGUGACUGGGGAUCGUGUAUUGACUCUAGAAGAUCAAUCACUAGAUACCUCAUAAUGCUUGGACAAUCACCAGUCUCAUGGAAGUCAAAGAAACAAGGGACGGUAUCAAGAUCCAGCUCAAAGGCAGAAUACAGAGCCAUGGCCUCUAUAGCAGCUGAGAUCACAUGGAUUAAUCUAGUGUUUCAUGAUAGGAGAAAACACAUUGACGUGGACUGCCACUUUACCAGAGACAAAGUGCUAGAAGGUUUGAUUCAACUAUCUUACCUUCCCACAAAGCAUCAAUUAGCUGAUGUUUUAACAAAAGUUCUUCCUUCUCCUCAGUUUCAAACACUCCUAACCGGACUAGGAAUGGUCACACCCCAUUCCAGUUUGAGGGGAGAUGUCAAGAAUAGGAGUGCUUACCAUACAAAGCCUAACAACUAA